Messenger RNA from Adineta steineri, 585 nucleotides. The record is from the annotation of a GenBank genome assembly. NCBI's taxonomy places the organism in Eukaryota, Metazoa, Rotifera, Eurotatoria, Adinetida, Adinetidae.
AUGAAUACGAAAAAAAGUAAACUAACAAGUGUCAAUCGUCUUCCAAGUAUAUAUAUUCCGACUUUAAUUAAUUCUGAAUCGGAUUAUAAACGUGAAAUACGUCGUAAACUCGAUCGAAUUCAACAUGAUAAUCAUGAUAUUGUUCGUCGGCGUCUUAUACAUGAUCAUUUAUUUACUCAUGAACAUUUAACAAAACGUUAUCAAUGGUUUAAUUCGGAUAAAUCAUAUCGAGAUACAUGUCGAACAACAUGGAAUAAACAGAUCCAAGGAAAAAAACGUACAAAUCAUGUUAUUUUACCUCAUAUAUAUCCAAAGGAAAAUACGAUAAUACGAAAUAAUCCUAUUCAUAUUGAUGAAAAUGAAAAUUCAAACAUAGUAGAUCAUAAAAUUACACAAAAAUUCUUAUAUACACAACCAGUUAUGAUAGAAAUUUUAAAUGCACCUCAUUCCUAUCAAGCAUUUAAAUAUAAAAAUGAUGUAGAAUUACGUAAAAAAAGUGCACAACAACGACAUAUACAAAUUCAAAAAACUGCAAUCGAUGAUAGACGAUAUACACAACUUUUUCACACAUUACAAGAAACUUAA